Lonchura striata (white-rumped munia) is the source of this 686-nucleotide messenger RNA. Lineage: Eukaryota; Metazoa; Chordata; Aves; Passeriformes; Estrildidae. The record is from RefSeq and is a predicted model, not a curated record.
CGGGCGGCUGAGGGGCCGAGAGGGGCCGAGAGGGACCGUGAGGGGCCCGUGUGCUGAGGGAUCCCCCCGUCCCGCGGGAUCCCGCCCAGCCCCGCGCCCCUGACGCCGCGUUUGCCUUGCAGGAGGCCCAGGAUGGCGGAGAGACCGGAGGACCUGAACCUGCCCAACGCCGUCAUCACCCGCAUCAUCAAGGAGGCGCUUCCUGAGGGAGUCAAUAUUUCCAAAGAAGCCCGGAGCGCGAUCUCCCGAGCAGCAAGUGUGUUUGUGCUGUAUGCAACAUCAUGUGCAAAUAACUUUGCCAUGAAGGGGAAGAGGAAAACCCUGAAUGCUGGGGACGUGCUUUCUGCCAUGGAGGAGAUGGAGUUCCAGAGAUUCGUGGCCCCUCUGAAGGAAUCCCUGGAAGUUUACAGGCGUGAGCAGAAAGGAAAGAAAGAGGCCAGGAAAGAUAAAGACAAGAAGGCAGACUCGGAGGAGCAAGAUAAGAGCCGAGAGGAGGACAAUGAUGAGGAUGAUGAAAGGAUGGAGGAGGAAGAACAAAACGAUGAGGAAGAGGUGGAUAACUGAGCUCGCUCGUGGGCAAGGGCUGGGGUGUGCUCAGAGGGAUGUAAACGCUGUAAAUCGACCGUGCUGCAUCCCCUCGUGUAUCCAUUAGAGCUUUGUACUGCCCCUCUGUGGCCUGUACUUUG